Messenger RNA from Haliotis rubra (blacklip abalone), 3600 nucleotides. RefSeq lists its product as uncharacterized. The transcript has 25 exons. Gene Ontology annotation, biological process: establishment or maintenance of epithelial cell apical/basal polarity; heterophilic cell-cell adhesion. Gene Ontology annotation, molecular function: calcium ion binding. The record is from RefSeq and is a predicted model, not a curated record. Gene Ontology annotation, cellular component: plasma membrane; protein-containing complex. The coding region runs from base 224 to 3460 and encodes 1078 amino acids. Lineage: Eukaryota; Metazoa; Mollusca; Gastropoda; Lepetellida; Haliotidae.
AGAGAUCAACGAGUGUGAUUCCGGUCCAUGCAGCACUAACGCCGAUUGUGCAGAUCACGUCAAUAGAUACAGUUGUACCUGUCGAGCUGGAUAUACCGGCAAUGGAAUAACGUGUACAGAGAUCAACGAGUGUGAUUCCAGUCCAUGCAGCACUUUUGCCGAUUGUGCAGAUCACGUGAAUAGAUACAGUUGUACCUGUCGAGCUGGAUAUACCGGCAAUGGAAUGACGUGUACAGCAAUCAGCGAGUGUGAUUCCAGUCCAUGCAGCACUAACGCCGAUUGUGCAUAUCACUUGAGUAAUUACAUUUGUACCUGUCGAGCUGGAUAUAGCGGCAAUGGAAUGACUUGUACAGAGAUCAACGAGUGUGAUUCCAGUCCAUGCAGCACUAACGCCGAUUGUGCAGAUCACGUCAAUAGAUACAGUUGUACCUGUCGAGCUGGAUAUAGCGGCAAUGGAAUAACGUGUACAGAGAUCAACGAGUGUGAUUCCGGUCCAUGCAGCACUAACGCCGAUUGUGCAGAUCACGUCAAUAGAUACAGUUGUACCUGUCGAGCUGGAUAUACCGGCAAUGGAAUGACGUGUACAGAGAUCAACGAGUGUGAUUCCGGUCCAUGCAGCACUAACGCCGAUUGUGCAGAUCACGUCAAUAGAUACAGUUGUACCUGUCGAGCUGGAUAUACCGGCAAUGGAAUGACUUGUACAGAGAUCAACGAGUGUGAUUCCAGUCCAUGCAGCACUUUUGCCGAUUGUGCAGAUCACGUGAAUAGAUACAGUUGUACCUGUCGAGCUGGAUAUAGCGGCAAUGGAAUGACGUGUACAGAAUGUUCCUAUGACUGCGCCAAUGUCUGUGAUGGGACAGCUACCCUGGAUUGUAACAGCACCUGUUCAGGGGGAGACACUGGAGUGACACCGAAGAUGGAGGAUGCUUGUGAAGUGUGUGAUGGUGAUGGUACAUCCUGCAUCGCGGUCACCGCCGUCAGGCCUACACUAGUCCGCGCAGACCAGGAUCAGGCUUUGGCAGUGACUGGCACCAGCUUGUCUUCGACAUCGGUGCAGUGUGUAGCCAAACUCACAGGAUCGACAACAGAACACCGGGUGCCCAUAACAUCACGUAGUAAUGUUACGUACAUUGAAGUCAGCAUUGAAGCAUAUGCAUUAGAAGCUGGAGAGUACACGCUGUACUGUAGGGUGACGGCCACUGCAGCCCUGGGUACCAGUAGGGGGACGUUCACAGUCUACGAACCAUCAGAGGUCACUGGCAACCCGACGUGUGUCAUCACUGGACCUACCUCGAUCGAUACGUGCACUGAUUUAUUGAUGAACGGGGUCAGCAGUCGAGGAGGGGGCGUCUAUGGCUUGUUCUACACUUGGACCAUUUCUCCUAACUCAAGUGUGACAUUUACUGAACCCCUGGAUGGCUAUGCCAGUUGGACGGGCCUCGUGGCCGAUACUUCUUACACAGUGGCUCUGAGGGUGUGUACAAUAUUCGACACAUGCUCAACGUGCCAGGAGACAGUAACGAAGACAUCGGCUUACCCUCCCGAAGUCAGCAUUGAGACAGUCGUGGACGUUUCUACUGCCCCGGCCAACAGAGAAUUUGAAUUGUUCGGACUUGCCUGGCCCUCCUUUUGCCCGGGAGCACCUGAAGAGACAGACUUGAAUUACAGGUGGACGUUCAGUAACACCCCUGGGCUGACCAUCAACACCGACAGACAGGAUGACCAAGUGUAUCAAGUCCGGGCGAGAGAUUUCCCACCUGGACAAACCAUAACGGUAACCUUGACGGUGUCCCUGGCAUCAAACACCUCAGUGUCAGCAGCAAGGCAAUUGACAAUCGUUGUAGCCAGCAGUGACCUGGAGGUGUUUAUAGAUGGUGGUGAAGAACGCACGGCUAGUGUCAACAGUGGACUGCAGGUGUUCGAUGGCUCUCAUACGGAGGACCCGGAUGACCCGACAGCUACGUUGGUGUACUCGUGGUCAGCAGCCGGAAGUGACAGCAGUGGAAACAGUAUUGGCUCUUGUGUUGAACCCGGUGCAUCAACAGACGGCCCGCGACUGUCAAUAGAUCCGUCCUUGUUCUCGGCGGGGACGCAAUGUGCGGUAAUGCUCACUGUUACUGCAGGGGCUAAAACCGGCUCAAUGAAUGUCACCUUUGACAUCGUGAGUGGAACUUCACCAGUGUGUUUUGCAACGAACAAUCGACCAAAGGUGCGGCCAGGUGACCGGACAUUGGUUGUGGUCACCUGCACGUCAUCGACAGCCAUCAGGGACGCAGUGUGGUCAAGCCAGACACGUGGGGACGUCAAGGCACUGGACCUAGACGCAGCAAUAGCUGACCAGUACACAGACGCACUGCCUGACAACAUAUACAUGAUGUUCCUGGUAAUCGGAAAAGACGUUAUUGAAGGCGGCAACAAGUACAAUCUACAGGCUACAAUAACGGAUGUCAAUGGCGGCCAAACCAAGACAACGGUUAUUCUGAACGUAAUUAAGGGACUAUCUGGCGGCCAGCUCGCAUGUCCAUCGUCUUACACCGAGCUCAGUAAGAUAUCAGUCACAACAAGGAAGGUGGACGGUGAGGGCGGACUGACGUACAUGUUGCUGGUCCAGACCUCCCCCGGCCAAUACAUGGGGUUGUCACAGAAACAGAGCACAGGGGAUUUCAGUGUUAUUGGCCCACCUGCCUACAACGGUGCAGGGAAUAUCUUCCAUGUUGAGGUGUGUGUGGUAGGCGAGAACGGGCUGUGCAAGACACUGAGUUGCGUGGUGCCAACAGUGAACGCUGUCUCGGGGACUGACGCGGUUGUUGCGGAAAUCAAGGCAGAGAUCAAUCGACUCAAGUCGCAAAGCCGUUCCAUGGAAGCCGCAGUUCUUCUUGGUACACUGUACGGGAAGACAGCAGAGAGCUCCCUUGCAGCAGACCUUGUUUCCCUGGUCAGUGACAUAGCCACCAAGAGGACUCUGAACGAUGCCUCCGCAAGCACUUUCCUCGACAUCCUGACCUCAGUCCCACCCCAGGCGUUCACAGCUGCCGAAUUUGCUACUCUCGCGUCUCAGAUAGGGAACGUGGCCGACUACUUCAUCAACAAUGACGUCAAAGUCCCGGAACGUUACCUCGCUCGCCUGAAUGCCUGGAUCUCUGAAGCUAAGGGUGCAGGUGCUUCCAGUACUGGGAUCGCGACAGUAGAGGCUAAAGCUGAUUUAGCGGCAACCUCUGGCAUUGAAUAUGGAAACUCAGCUACUUAUGACCUGACGUCAUCUCUGCUGAGCAUCGUCAAUGACAUACCAGGGGACGACUUGAAGGUCAAGGACGGAAGCAACAACGACGUCAAGAUAAACUUCGGUGAAAGUGUCAGAUCAAAGCUUGGCUACAAGAACGUGGUGAUCAAGGUCACCUCCUUCAAAACCACCCCACCGGCUGUCACCCAGUCGUCUUCUCGCCAUAGCGCCAAUCAUUGACAUUUCCUUUGUGGACCCGUCUACAAAUGAAAAGAAGUCGGUGACAGGGCUACAGAAGCCAGCGUCCAUCGCCAUGGCCUUGAACUCGGACCAGGCUAACCAGGGUCAGGUGGCUCAGUGCGUGUACUGGGAUACUGCUA